AACUUUUAUGGCAGUUCUACAUCAGGUCUGAAGAAAGUUGAAAAUGGAUCUGAGGGAUUAAGACCAAGGGGAAAGUCUUAGCCCAAAGGCUGAAUCAUUUAAAGACUCAAAUUUUUAAAAACAAAUUAUUUCUAAAUAAACACGACAGUGUAUCAAAGGCUCGAUUACCUUUUAGCUUCCGUUACGUCACCGUAGCUGCUGUUUUUGAAAAAAUAGACUCAUACCCCUGUGACUUCGUGCCAGGCAGUGGGAUAUACCUUGAUGCUUAAAAACUGUUUCUGCAAAGGAAGGUCUGGACUCUGAAUAUUAAAUGAAGAAAUGAAGCUCGGAAAUGGUAGCUGGGGGCUUAAGACUGUGCAGGACACACCUGACUUUAAAUGGGAUUAAAUUACAGUGUUGUGGUUGUCUCAUUUCUAGUAUGUCUUACAUCGUUGUUGAAUUCCUCAGUGAAGGGAGUGUAGCUGUGGUGGCUAAAUGUUGGACGUAUAAGGAACAAACGGAUGACUAUUGUUACUGGCCUGCAUGCAAUCCGACAGCCAGAGCACGAAGGGGGGAACAACCUGAUCCUGAUACUUGGAUUUCAAGGAAAGUCAAGGUGUUUAGUGGUGUUACAGCUGACUUCAACCAGGCACUGCGGUGGUUGAAAAAGGCAGAAACAAUGUCAAGCGUGGAAAGUGCAGAUGAUGGGGCUGUGCUCUCAAAAAGGCCAUCAAAAAGGCCAGCAAAAUUUGCUUACAGCAGUGAUGAGGAUGAAGACUUUGCUGAACAGGUCCUCCAAAUUAAUAAGAAAUCCAGAGGUUUGUUCCAUGGACCACGAGAGGUGCCACCUUCACGGAAAUCUUCUGCAGGGCCAACACACCCUCCACCUCCCAUCUGCAUUUUUCCGCAGACAAACACUAUAAACAACCUUGAUGAUCCAGUUAGUCCUAUUCAGCCUGAGAUGUCUGAUGAAACUGCCAGCUGCUCCUCGAGUGUGUCAGACUCUAUCUCCGCCUUAACCCAAACGGUUACAGUAAUACAAGAGACACUUAAGACAAUGUUGACCCGCCAGGAUGUGAUGUCAAAAAACAUCCAGGAGAUACUUCUCCGGUUAAACCAGAUUGGAGGGGCCAGACCGGGUCCGGAGACCCCAAUAGAAAUCGAUGUGGCCCAGUCUUUGGAAGAACUUGCUGUCUUGGAGGCAAAACUGAAAGACCUUCCGGACUACAAGAAGAGAUUGACACACCAUCUCAGUCUGAUUGGUGGAGCCAACCCGGGAGAAGUUACAAGCAUAUCAUGCGGGCUGUUGCUUCUAGCGGUGUCUGGAAAAACUACAGCCUUCAUGGGAAGAAGGGGAAAAAAACAUUGCUGCAUACAGCAGUGUACCAGGUUAUCAAACGGGCUAUCAUGCUGAGUCGAUCCGGACUACAGGACAAAGCUGUGGAGGAACUCGUCACAAAUGUUUUAAAACAUGCCCCAGCCCACAGUAAACUGCAGGUGCAGUCAGUCCCAGAAGUGGCGGUCCAGCAACAGGACAAUAACCAGCAAUUGACGUGAAGACCUUUUUAAAGUGUUUUAAAUAGUGUGUUAAACUUUUUUUUUUUUUUUUUUUGCUUUAAUGUAC
Pimephales promelas (fathead minnow) is the source of this 1603-nucleotide messenger RNA. Lineage: Eukaryota; Metazoa; Chordata; Actinopteri; Cypriniformes; Leuciscidae. The record is from RefSeq and is a predicted model, not a curated record.